AUGGGUGCCCACAAGAGGCUUUCACCCGCGGAUUCAGAGUUACUAGCACGCUGGGACAUAUUCAAAAGGGAUAAGGGAGGCGUUGCGGCUGAGCUUACGGUUUCUAGAUCGCUGGAGCAACAGGUUGGAACCAUCAAGUCACUCCUUGCCAAUACUGAGCUAUAUUUCCUGAGCAAUAAGCAUAUUCGAUACGCUGUACGGUCCCGUUACGCCGGUGGCAAACAAGAAAGGGCUCUCGAAUUUAUAUAUUUAAUAGACGACUCUGUGCAGGGUAUUAUUCGAAGUUAUGUCCCCGAAACCAGGCUACUUGGGGCGGAGAACAGGGGAGGAUUUUCUUGCUAUCUAGACGCCGCUCUCUUCGCGAUGUUCGCACGACUAGAUUUCUACGAGGCUCUCCUCUAUAAUGACUUUUCCAACCCACCAGAGCGCAAUCUAACGGUUCUUUUGCGCCUAUGGGUUAACCUACUGAGGUCAGGAAAUCUGAUACCGACGGAUGUGACAAAACAAUUACAAGACGCCAUAGCUACCUGUGGCUGGAAAGAGGCUGGCCUUCCUUUACAGCAAGAUGCAUCCGAGGCAUUCACAUUCAUAAUGGAAACGCUAAAGUCGCCCCUCCUUACCCUUAAGAUGGACCUCAUUCACAACGGACAGAAAGACGCGGCGGGUGAUCAUCAGUUUGUCAACGAACGACUCUUAGAAGUAGCGAUACCCCCAUCAUUAGAAGAUGAUAAUAGGCCGGUUACGCUCGAGGAAUGCUUAGAACAACACUUCAAUAGCCGAGUUGAAGUUAAGCGAUAUCUAGAAAACCAAAGUAACGCAGAUCUACUUGAACCAGGAACCAAAGGAUUUUCUACUCAACAUAUUGAAGUGGCAGAUGCUGAAUCUCCAAUUGCCGGAUCUGGGCACGAUUCUGCAUAUUUCAGUCCAGCCAACGGGCAGGUUGCCAUACCUCAAGUUACAGUGUCUGAUAGUACACCUGGUGGCCGAGAUCGUGCUUCCAGCAUCGUUCAAAAUCGCUUUAUUUCAGAGGAUAAUGAUAUUGCCGAUGACGCCGCCUCCGAUAUUACGCAGGUAAACCCGAAGGGCAGUAUCCGCAAAGAAGUCAUGAUGCCUGCGUGGCAGGUUUUUAGUCUACUCCCAUGGUAUGCAAAUGAUCGAGAAGGUGAUAACCCCCAAACGGCCACCCACUUCUCUGCAAAGAGGCCGAUUCUAGGGAUUAGUUUGAAAAGAUACUCAGUCUCAUCAACCGGCAAAACAAUGCGACUAAAGACGUAUGUUGAUAUUCCCGUGGAGAUUGGUUUCCCUCACUUCAUAAACGAUGAUCAGAUGAGGGAAGAUGGGCCACUCUAUGGAAAGUUUAAACUCUCGUUACAGUCUGUUAUUUGCCAUCAAGGGGAUUCUGCGAACUCUGGGCACUAUAUUUCUUUGGUUAGAGGCACCAAGAAGGAUUCAUCAUCUCCCGAUCCGAUGUUCCCAGAAAAAGGCUCGUCCAUCUCAUCUGCCGACAGCAACUACUGGAUGCGGUUUGAUGAUAUCGCCAAGGAACGCAUUACGCUCAUUGAUAUCGAUGACUAUCUGAGGACCGAGUUACCAUAUCUUCUAUUUUACCAGAUCCUCCCUAUAGACGCUGAUGCAGGAGACUUGGGUCCCCCAUCCGGUCCCGGAUUAUCUGAUGUACGAAUUCCUCUAAGUGGGAAACUAGCUAGGCCCCCUUCGAAUUCUAGCUCCGGUGACGAAGAAAGCCCCGUUGUCUCUCCGGCCGCGGAAGCGUCCUUAAAUGUGCAUCCUAGAGAUUCUGCUAUUAGUGUCGACCACACGCCUCUACCAAUUCUCCAGCCACAACCACAGCCACAACCUCAACAACCUACUGUGCCAGUCUUGGAUGCUUCGGACACCUCCAGGCACAGCAAGAGUCGGCCAGUGUCUAUGGGCGAGAGCAGAAUCGGAUCACUCUUUUCUAGACGCAAGAGUGCUGAUCCACUAAGUACCGGAGAAGCCUGGCGGCUUUCAGGCGAACAUAGGAGAGCCAAGUCAGCUGAAAGGCAGAGAUCAAAAGAAAGAGCCAAAGAAGUGAAACAGCGCGAGGCAGCGUUACGGAAAGCAAAAGGGGACCCGCAGAGAGAUGGCUAUGUAGCUGCCAGCAGCCUGGCCAAGCUGUCCGAAUCCUCAUUACCGAUAUUCAACGUCAAACAAGUCGAGCUCAAGUUCUCGAUCGCCGCCGACUUCGUUGCAGCCCAGGUUGCCAACGAUGUACUCAUCCUGGCUCUCGCAACAGGCAGGAUUCUGAGGAUCGAUCUAAAUAAUGCCGUGGACAUCGAUGACAUCGACCUGCCCAAGAAAUCCGCCGAUACUGGCGUCAUUCGCCGCAUGUUCCUUGACCCUUCGGCUUCACACUUGAUCAUAUCGACUACGCUAGGGGAGAAUUAUUAUCUUCAUACACAGUCUCGACAACCUAAACCGCUCGCGCGCCUGAAGGGGGUUAUGAUAGAAUGUAUCGCAUGGAAUCCCUCAGUACCUACGGCUUCAACGAGAGAGAUACUUGUGGGCUCGACAGACGGGAAUAUCUACGAAGUAUAUAUCGAGUCCGCGACCGAGUUUUACCGCAGAGACGAGAGAUAUGUCAACACGGUAUACAAGGUUCCCAGUCUGUCGGUGACGGGUAUUUGGGUGGACAUUGUCGGUGGAAAGAAAGACUGUCGACAUAUCAUGGUGUCAUCGAAUGGAAAGUUAUUCUAUUUCAUGGGCAAGAUAGGCAGACACGGGAAAGAGGGAGGAGGGUCUAUAUACAUCGACCUAUUCCGCAAGGAAACCCCCGUCGUUCAUGAGCUUUCCAGCGCGACGCUAUCGGCGCCGUCCCUGCUUGCUAUCCAACCAGACCCGCUCGAGGAGGGACACAGUGAUGGAAAAUCUGAUGAAAAGCACUUUGCUUGGUUGACUUCCUUGGGCGUUUUGCACGGCGUGGUGCCCAACUCUCCAAACCCAGAGAUAGGAAGCCGCAUAUUCGACAAAGCAAAGAUGAUCCAACGCUCGAUUUUACCAGCUACUGAGUCUGCUAGAGGAGGCAGGAAGCUAAUUCAAGACCCGAUAAAAGGAAUGACCAUGACACAAUGGCAUAUCUUGACAUUGGUGGAAGGCCGAAUCGUUGCCGUGAAUCGCUUGAACGGAGAGAUUGUGUACGAUCAAGUAGUCCUUGAACCAGGUGAAAGCUCACUCGGUUUGGUUGCAGACCAGAAGAUGAACACAUACUGGCUUUUCACUGGCAAAGAGAUAUAUGAGAUCUCCGCCCACGAUGAGGAUAGGGACGUAUGGAGGAUCCUUCUUAAAGAGCAGCAGUUUGACUCGGCGUUACGAUUUGCCCACGGAGUUACCCAAAAGGACGCUGUUGCGACGGCUUCGGGUGAUCAUCUUGCUAGCAAAGGGCAGUAUCUGGAAGCUGCAUCUGUUUGGGGUAAAAGCAGCAAACGUUUCGAGGAAGUCUGCCUCACCUUUAUUGAUAAAGGGGAACAUGACGCUUUGAGGAAAUACCUCCUUACCCAGUUGACGACCUAUAAGAAAUCAGCAGUUAUGCAAAGAAUGAUGAUAGCAAGCUGGCUGGUGGAAAUUUUCAUGUCGAAACUGAAUUCGUUGGACGAUACGAUUGCAACGAAAGCCGAACUCGUCGAGGGAGGAAAUACGGACGAUGCAAAGGAUGACAUUCAAAGCAUACGCACCGAGUUUCAGCAAUUCGUGAACAGGUACAAGGAUGACCUAGACCCCAGGACUGUCUAUGACAUUGUGGGUAGCCAUGGUCGCGAGCAGGAGCUGCUGUACUUCGCGACUACCAUCAGCGAUCACAACUUUGUGCUGUCAUACUGGGUUCAACGCGAGAAGUGGCCAGAAGCACUCAAUGUGCUGAAGAAACAAACCGAUCCCGAGGUGUUUUACAAAUAUAGCAGCAUUCUAAUGACGUACUCUGCCAACGAGUUCGUCGAUAUAUUGAUGAGACAGACGGAUCUAGAUCCGCAGAAACUCAUUCCAGCCCUAUUAAGCUACAACAAGGACACCAAGGUCGCUCUGCCUCAAAACCAGGCGAUCAGAUACCUCAAUUUCAUCAUCGCCAACCAUCCGAAUCCCUCCGCUGCUGUUCAUAACACCCUAAUCUCCAUAUACGCAUCACACCCCUCAACGUCCGAAGGCGCCCUUCUCCAGUACCUUGAAUCCCAACCAUUAUCCCCGCCUCGCUACGAUGCCGAUUUCGCCUUACGUCUUUGCAUCCAGCAUAAACGAGUCCAAUCAUGCGUCCACAUCUACAGUAUGAUGGGCCAAUACCAAGAAGGCGUCAUGUUGGCCCUGAAGCACGACGAUAUCGAGCUUGCUGCCCUUGUCGCCGAUCGGCCAGAAGGCAACGACAAGCUACGGAAGAAACUUUGGCUUCUCGUUGCCGAGAAAAAGAUCCGACAACCGGGGAUAGGAAUCAAAGACGCCAUUGAGUUUCUACGGCGCUGUGAACUUUUACGUAUCGAAGACCUUAUUCCAUUCUUCCCUGAUUUCGUCGUGAUUGAUGAUUUUAAAGAUGAGAUCUGCACCGCUCUGGAAGACUACUCGCGGCAUAUUGAUACCCUCCGCCAGGAGAUGGAUAAUUCCGCCCAUGUAGCCGAGCAGAUCCGGCUAGAAACCGCAGCGCUCGGCUCGCGGUAUGCGAUUGUCGAGCCAGGAGAGAAGUGUUGGAUAUGCUCGUUACCGGUGCUGAGUAGACAGUUUUUCGUCUUCCCUUGCCAACACGCCUUUCAUAGUGAUUGUUUGGGUAAGAAGGUAAUGGAUGCUGCGGGUACGGGAAAGAAGAAGCAUAUCAAAGAUUUGCAGGCUGAGAUGAGUAAGGGGACGAACGUUGGGGCCAAGCGAGAGAAGAUUAUCAGGGAGUUGGACGGGCUGAUUGCCGAAGCCUGCAUCUUAUGCGGAGAGUAUGCUAUCAAACAGCUCGAUGAGCCUUUCAUCAGUGCUACAGACAACAAGAGUGAAUGGGCAGUAUGA
Molecule: messenger RNA, 5010 nt
Organism: Arthroderma uncinatum
Lineage: Eukaryota; Fungi; Ascomycota; Eurotiomycetes; Onygenales; Arthrodermataceae
Product: vacuolar protein sorting protein DigA
Exons: 8
Coding region: 1-5010 (1669 amino acids)
Biological process (GO): organelle fusion; intracellular protein transport; protein deubiquitination
Cellular component (GO): HOPS complex; endosome
Molecular function (GO): protein-macromolecule adaptor activity; cysteine-type deubiquitinase activity
Source: RefSeq, a predicted model, not a curated record